Molecule: messenger RNA, 2202 nt
Organism: Malania oleifera
Lineage: Eukaryota; Viridiplantae; Streptophyta; Magnoliopsida; Santalales; Ximeniaceae
Product: protein PLASTID TRANSCRIPTIONALLY ACTIVE 10
Exons: 12
Coding region: 40-2112 (690 amino acids)
Cellular component (GO): plastid-encoded plastid RNA polymerase complex; chloroplast
Molecular function (GO): RNA binding
Source: RefSeq, a predicted model, not a curated record
CUCCCUCCCUCUUCUCUUCUCACUCAGUAAGUAGCAGAGAUGCAAAUCCUUCAGCCACCCAAGCCCAAUCUCUUCUUCUUUCCUUCACAUCUCAAAACCCUGCAAAAACCCUACAGACCUCACAGCACCAUUAGCCCCGCCCUCCACCUCCCAAGGCGUCCUCUCUCCGGAACCCCGCCCUUUUCCGGCGAUUUCGCCGUCAAGUCCUUCAGCUCCGACGAGUACCCCGUCGACGAUGACUACCAGGACCUCUUCGAGAAAUACGCCCGCAAAGACAAAGAGACUGAAGAAGAAGCUCGGCGCCGCAAUUGGAUCGAGCGCGGCUGGGCUCCCUGGGAAGAAAUCCUUACUCCCGAGGGCCGUUUCGCGAGGGCGAGUCUGAAUGAGGGAGAAGAAGUACCGCUGAAGUCGCAGGAGGCCAUCGAGGCAUUCAGGAUGAUGAGCCCCAAAUACAGGAGGAAGAAGAUGGAGGAAAUGGGAUUAACAGAGGAUGAAUUCUACGCGAAGCAAUUCGAGAUAAAGGGAGAGAUUCCGGAGCCGCUGAAGACGACGUGGGACGGGCCGUUGGUGGUUCGGCUCGUGCCUCCGAGAGAUUGGCCGCCGAGGGGGUGGGAGGUUGAUCGGAAGGAGCUGGAGCUUAUACGCGAAGCGCAUAAGAUACCGGCGGUUAUUAAUAUGGAGGAUGUGGAGAAGGCGAGCACGAACACUGAUGAUUUGUGUUUGGAUAGGUAUAAGGUGUUUCUGGAGCAGUAUAAGGAGUGGGUUGAAUACAAUAAGGAUAGGUUGGAGGAGGAGUCCUAUAAGUAUGAUCAAGAUUACCAUCCUGGUAGGAGGAAAAGAGGCAAGGAUUAUGAAGAAGGCAUGUAUGAGCUUCCUUUUUACUAUCCUGGACAAAUUUGUGUGGGGAAAGUAACUACUUUACAUCUUUAUCAAGGUGCAUUUGUCGACAUUGGAGGUGUUUAUGAGGGGUGGGUUCCCAUAAAAGGUAAUGACUGGUAUUGGAUUCGCCAUCACAUAAAAGUUGGUAUGCUGGUCAUUGUUGAAAUUUUGGCGAAGCGAGAUCCUUACCGGUUUCGGUUUCCUAUUGAAAUGCGUUUUGUUGAUCCAAAUAUAGACCACCUGAUCUUCAAUAGGUUUGAAUUCCCUCCAAUAUUUCAUCGUGAUGAAGAUACAAAUCCAGACGAAUUACGUCGUGAUUGCGGAAGACCUCCUCUUCCUGUAAAAGAUCCAGGAAUAAAAGUGGAAGAAGAAGCUUUGUUGUUUAAUCAUCCUUAUGUUGAAAGGUUGUGGCAACUACAUAAUGCUGAGCAAUUGAUUCUUGAUGAUAUGGAAGCUAAUCCUGAUAAAUAUGAAGGCAAAAAAUUAUCAGAGUUGACUGAUGACGAAGAAUUUGACAAAGAAAACAGCGUUGAAUAUACAAAAGUUAAAUAUAAUAAUUCUAUAAUACCAAAAGUGAUUCUGAAAACAAGUGUUAAAGAACUUGACUUGGAAGCUGCUCUUGCGGAACGUGAGCACCACAAUAAACUGAGAAGGGAAGCAGAAGAAAGAGGAGAGACAUAUAAAGUUACCAAGCUGAGGCGAAAUAUUGAGAUGGAUGAGUAUGACUUGAUCCAGUGGCGUAGAUCGUUAGAGGAAAGAGAAGCCCUGCUCAGAGAUAUCAGCUGUCGUCAAGCUCUUGGUCUCCCAUUGCAAGAACCAGGGAAGUUUUUACAUCCCCGUUUUUGGAAGGAUGAGUAUGAUCCAGCAAACCCUUUAUAUCGAUAUGACUACUGGGGAGAACCAAAGAACUCAGAAAAGAGUAUGCAAGAGCGGAUGACAGAUGCCCACAACAAAAGAAUUGUGGGAAACAGCCCUGUUUGGUAUGAGAUGUCCUAUGAAGACGCUGUUAAGCAGCAGAGGCGAAGAGAAAAAGAAGCUCAAGCUUACAGAGAAAUGCAAAAGGAAGCAGAAGAGGCUGAUGAAGAUCAGAGCAAUGAGGAAAACGAUGAUGAGUUAAACGACUUUGAUGACUUUAUUAUCAGCAGUUUUAAUGCUCCUAGCUCAUAUGUAGAAGCUCAUCCAGUUAAUGGGACUGAAUCUAGAAUGCCAGAUGAAGGCAUAUUUGAGAACUAGUUAGAGUAAAACUUCUACUACUUGUUCCAUAUAUCUUCUUGUGUUCAGUAAGUAUAGUUUAUGUAUGGCAAAUGCAGCAAAUUGAUCAAA